Molecule: messenger RNA, 9646 nt
Organism: Chiloscyllium plagiosum (whitespotted bambooshark)
Lineage: Eukaryota; Metazoa; Chordata; Chondrichthyes; Orectolobiformes; Hemiscylliidae
Source: RefSeq, a predicted model, not a curated record
CAUGAGGCUGGAAUCAAACCGGGGUCCCUGGUGGUGGGAGAUUCUAAAGGAAUGUUGCACUGUUGGAAGUGCCACCCUUCAAACAAGAAGUUAUGAAGAAGUGUUACACUAGUGAAAGUGCCAUUUUUCAGAUAAUAGGUUCUGAGGGAGUGCUGUACUACGAGAGAUGCCAUAUUUCAGUUCAGAAGUUAAAUUGAAGUUUUAUUGGUUAUCUGGGAUGGAUGUUAAAGAGUUCUGGACACUUUUAAAAGAAAAGCAGAGUGACUCUCCCGGUAACCCUCAAAGCUAUUUCUCUAAAAUCUGGUCAGAUCACAUUGCUAUAGCGGGACAUUAGCUUGAUUUGAUUUAUUAUUGUCACUUGUAUCUAAGCACACUGAUUUUUUUAAUUUUAUGUACAGUUCAGGCAGAUCAUACCAUACAAGUUAAUACAGAUCAUAGAGUGAUUGAACAGAAUGAGGCAUGCAAAGUUAUGGCUGCACUGAAGGUGUACAAAAAGCAAGAUCAACAUUUGAUUUGAAAGUCGAGAGGUUCAUUCAGCUGUCGAAUAACAGUGGGGAAGAAGCUGUACUUAAACCCGUUGAUAUAUGUGUUUAAGCUUUUGUAUCUUCUGCCUUUUGGGAGAGGUUAGAGGAUAUACCCAGGGUGGAAGGGGUCUUUGAUUGUGUUGGCUGCUUUUCCGCAGAAACAGAAGUGUAGAUGGAGUCACUAGAUGGGAGGUUGGUUUGCAUGAUGGUCUGGGCUUGUUCACAACUUUCUAUAGUUUCUAGAUUCCUGGACACAACAGUUUCCAUACCAAGCCAUGAGGCAUCCAGAUAGGAUGUUUUCUAUGGUGCACCUAUAAAAGUUAGUGACGGACAUGCCAAAUUUCCAUAGCUUCUGAGGAAGAAGAUACAUUGUUGAGCCUUCUUACCCUUCACAUCAACAUGGGUGGUUCAGGACAGAUUGUUGAUUGUAGUCACUUUUGGGAACUCACUCUGGACGAUCUCCACCUCAGUUCCAUUGACUUUUGGGGUCUAUCCUCUUCUUUGCUUCCUGAAGUCGAUGAUCAGCUCUUUAGUCUUGCUGAUAUUGAGGUUGAGAUUUUUAUCUUUGCACCAAGUUUAUGGACUUAACCACAGAUUUUCCGACAGUACAGCGUGCCAUAUAGAAACUAGGAGCAGUAGGCCUUUAGCGCCUUUGAGUGUGUUCUACUUUUCUUCAUGAUCAUGGUUGAUCCUAUAUCUCAGACAUAUUCCUUUUCUCUAUAUCCCACACUCCACAUUUCAAAAAUUUACAAUUGAUUGUUAAACGUGCUGAGAUCAGGGAAAGGCACAGUAAAUUGCAAACUUUAUUUUAUUAACUAUGUGAUUGUAUUGCUGCGAUUGUUAAAAUCUUUCUGGAUUUGUUCAUGGUUUUAGAAUCCCAGCGGGGUUAUGGUUUAAAUUGUGCAAAUUGUGUUUAAAUAGUGACUUUUAGAACUGUUUCACACCAGACGGUAUUGUUUUUCAAUUUAAACACUUACUUUAAAAAACAUACAUUUCGCAUGAUUGUUAAAAUUAUGUAUUGAGUUUCUAGUUUUCAAAGUAUUGUCGAAAUGAUGCAUCUAAUCUACGAUGAUUUUCCCUAUCAUACAACCAGUUCCUUAUUUGAUGUUAAUAUAGUUCAAUUCCAUGGUGUCUUCGUCUGGUUAGAUAAAUGUAGUCUAAUCUCCGGAUGCUUCUGACGCGUUGUGACAUUCGAAUGAUAUCUGAUUAAUCUAAAUUGAUGUCGUUUGUCAGAUCUACGUGUGCCGCACCUCUUCUUCAACAUAGAGACUAAACACCAUGUGGUCUCCUCCAACUCGAAAAUGCUUCAGUGGAACUGAUCGUUUACUGCUCGAUAUCCCUUCUACUUGGCAAUGAAAUGAGGCAGAACCAGAUUUUCGAACGGACAAUGUUUCUAUCAAUGAGAGGAGAAAGGAUCACAUCUAAUAGUUUCCCACACAGCCCGUCCCGUCUCCUCAGCAUCAUUCUCUCGACAUUACAUAUCACAGGACUGACGCUGUCAGCAUUGAUAAAUCCUGCGGGUAAAUCGCCGGUGUUCCCCAGUGAUCUCUCCAUUUUCUAAUUCUAUAGAUGCUGUGUUAAAUGAGGUGGAUAAUCCGAACAAUGGUGGAUACAUUUUAAUAUGGAUGAACCCAAGUUUACCUUCACUAAUAGUGAUGAUUUGUUUUUUAACUGUAUUUUUCUAUAAUAGUUACGAUAAGAUACACAACAAUCUUUCUCGUUGUUGUUUACAAAUUAAUUGAAAAUGAAAACAAAGGUGUACUUAUUUAUUUUCCCUGCGCUUCACUCCGUGUAUAUGGAAAGCACCAACAACGUGCGGCAUGAAAUGGUAGUAAUAGGAAAUGCGUGAGCUGUUUAGAUAGUCUGGCAGUUUUAGCUACUGAAGCAUAAUUGCACUGAUGAGAUAUAAUGUAAACUUUGAAAAAAGGCCAGCUACUCAAGGGAAGGACCUGUAAGCGCUAUAUAUUAGGUUGUUAUGCUUUGUCAUUUUAGCAAAGAUCCACUAGAUAAUGUACAUUCAUACAGAUUAUUUAGUCUGGAAUAUGAAUACGUAGAAAAGGAACAAAAGUACAAAGUUACUGACAAAAAAACACUCUCUUCACAAAUAAGUUAGUCUUUGAAUUGGCCUUCCAAUGAAUCCAGGUCAUCACUUUUGUUGGAUGUAGCUAACCAGAAAGAAUUUAGGGAGACAAAGUUCCAAAGAGUGGGCAAGGCAUUCAAAGGUUUUGCUACUACGGUGAAACGAGUAACAAGAAAGAAUGAAUAUAUUAUAGAGUGGAGGGCUGAGCACAGGUUGAAACAUCAGUCUUAAGCAAACUGUUUAUGUGAGAAGAAACUAUGCUGUGGAGGAAUGUCAAAAUGACUAUGAAGAUGUUAAAAUGAAUACACAGAUGAACAGAUAGCUAAUAGAAAUCUUAAAGACUAACAGCAAUAGUUGAACAGGAUUUAAUGUGGAAUGGGAAAUGUUUGCACCUCAAAACAAUACUACAGCACAGAAGAGAUCAUUCAGCCCAUUUUGUCUGUGCCUACUUGUUACAGCAACCCACUGCUGGCUUCCCUUUCUCACUGUGGUCAACGAUGCUUUUCUCUCAUUAAAGUUUACCCAUCUCUUCUUGAAAGAAGCAAUGGUCUCUGUCAGAAUGGCAAGCCAUUCCUAGUACAUCAGCUGUCAUGAUUUUCAUCUUGUUAGUCUUUUUUCUUGCUCAUAAUACUAAAUUGAUAAGUUCUUGUCACUCAGAUAGAUCAGAUGAACUAUUCAUUGUAUAGUAUCUAACCACAUAUUUUUAAAGACUUCUAUUGAAUCUUGUCUUAAUCUUCUUUGCUCUGGUUGAAGUAGGUUCAGAAUCUCAAGUUUCUCUUUAGAAAUAAUGUUAUUUCUUUAGUAUUUGCUGGAAUGCUCAGUGAGAUGUAAUUAUGUAGAUGGAGUUAAGAUAGCAAUAAUUAUAGCAUUACAAAAGUCAAAUGUGUACUAACAAUAUCAGAGAUCAUGGAUUCAGUGACAUUGGAGACAGAUGGGAACUAUGAGAGGAGUUGUUUUGAAAGUGGAGGUAGUACUGCUUCACAAGCUGAAGAUGGAGUGUAAACUUCAAAUAUGCUCAAACAGAACUUUGAGUUUCUUUCUUAACCAUUAAACCGAAUUGAGUAAGCAUUCAACAAAUGAUAGGAUGAGAAAUCAGUCUUGAGAAAAAUAUAUUAUACUGCCAUUCUUGUGUUAUAAGAAGUCUGGUCUUGUCCCAGAAAUAGUACAGUAGCUACAGAACUAAAUACAAUGAAAAGGUUGGGUAUUAUAUUGCAUACAUGAAAAUUGAGCCUAAAAUGUAAUGAUCAGUUUUGAGCUAAGGAAAGGCAGUUGGGUUAUAUAUGAUGAGAUGCAGUAGUGUCACCCUUGGAGAUGGAGGGUGCAUUGUCUAUUGAUGUGUUUAAGGCAAUCCACGACCAGUGGGCACUAGAGGGACUGCAUUACAUCAUCGUUAAUCAAGACAUCGUUUGAACUUGAUGUGCUAAAUUGCCUUUCAAUAUUUGUUUUAACUUAGUAAGGAUUACCCCUUAAGGAGUGGUGUUGUUUAAUUUUUUUUUUCCUUUUUAUCGUUUUUUAAUAUCCAGAAGUGCUCUUACAGAAAACUGAACGGCUCUUUCCCAUUGACAAAUCACUUGUGAUACUCUUUGUGCAUUAUCUGCAACCUGUAAAUCACCUGAAUUUUACAACUGAUUAAUUUACAUGCAAAAUCUGUUAAGACCAAAGCACAUCAUCAAACAUGCUGGACAGGUAGGGAGGGAGGGAGGUGGAAAAAUCAAAAUGGAGUUGGAGAGGGAAAAAAUGCUCUCCACAUCCCACCCUGAUGUGCCCAUUUCUCUCUAAAGGCAUCAUGAUGACCUCCUUUAAUUAAUAACACAUGCAAUUGGUAGAAUAUAAAAGAGCUAGAAAUAGGUUGGUCAAAGCAGAAAAAAAAGUCCCAUGAUAGAAAUUAUUCUUGUGAAGACUCAUGUGAAAUAAGAGCAUGUUAGAAUAAUGUCUGGUUUUACCAAUCUUGCUGAAGUUUUUUAAUUGGAAAAAUAAUCAUGGAGAAUCGCCCUAGUUUCUGAUAUGCACUCCUAAAAAGAAAGUCUGUGCACUACAAGCACUUUAGGUACGUUUUACAUUGUAUUGUAAAAUUUAAAGCUGGAUGAAGGUUGAAUUAGGAUGGUUAGGGCAAGCACAGGGGCCAGAGGAAGUUAAGGCAGCUAAAGGAAAUGCUUCCAUUUUCAACAUUAAAAAACUCAAAAGAUUUUUGCAACUGACAUAAAUUUGAAAAUGGUGGGGGCAGGGAGCUUGAAUGAGGUGCUUAAUCAUGCAAAUAUUUGUUUUAGAUCUCUUUUUUCUGUCAGCAUGAAUCCCAUUAUGAAAUGAAUGUGGGGCUAUGAUGUGUUUUUUUUUGCAAUGGCUAUGGUAUUACUCAGUGUGGAUUUCCCUUAUUUCACAGCAUUCCUACCUUUGGAUUAGAAUGUUGUGUUACAAUUCCAUUCCAGGAUUUGCAACACUUAAUUUAGGCUGAGUAUUUCAGUGCAUUACUGAAUGAGUGUCACUUUAUUGAUAGUGAUGUGAUGGUAAACCAAGGCCAUGUCCAGCUGUUCAGGUGAAUGCAAGAGAUCACAUGGCACAAUUCAACAAAAACAUCAACAAUAAAUUAAUUGGUGAUUCACUUAAUUUGAUGUUUAUAAAAAUUUCUUGUGUGAAAAAUGUUCUAUUUGUUUGCCUAAGUAAUAUUUUAAAUAUAUUUCAAUGUGGAAGAUACUAGCACAUUUGUUAAACCAUCGGAAAAUAGAAUAUCUCGAGAUGAACUAGUUAAACACCAUGGUUUUCUAAAAGGAAGGUCAUGUUUAACCAACCUUACUAAUUUACUUGAAGAAAGAUGGAAGACGAUCAAGUGGAUGCAAUGUACAUGGAUUUUCAAAGACCUUCAACAAGUGCCACAUGACAGCAGAUUAUCUGCUGGGAGAUAUCACUGAUUUGCAUGCACCAAAUACAAAACGACAUAAACUGGCUUGCAAAAUAAGUACUAAAUAGCAAAUGAAAAUCAUUACAGUGAAGUGUUCCUUAAAUCAUGGAAUUGUGGUUGAGUUUUUAAACAUUACAUUAAAGUAGUAAAUAUUGUAGGAUAUUACAUGAUUUAUCUUUAAAAAAUGAGUGAAAAACAUUGCUAAAUAUUUCAUGGAAUAAAAUGGCUUGAGGAGUCCCUGUUAAAAUAGAUUGUGCAUGGUCAAUGAACGUAACAAGCUUAAUAAGUCAAAACGUAUUUUCUUGACUUUUCUUGAGCUUUAUAUUGAUUCUAAUAUUAUGUUCUGAUGAUGUUUAAUUUCAUGUCUCCAGGAAUUUGUUGCCCCAAUAUCCAAUUCCAUAUUGUCAAAAUUAGCUGUUCUCUGUUAUCUAGUUGCAUGUUCUCUGAAUUGUUGCCUGGUAUCCACAACUUUGUCCUCAGAAUUUAACAUUUCAUGAAAAUCAUAUGUCCUUGGUGUUACAGUUCACAGUUAUUUGAUUCUAUGUCCUCAGGAUUUACUCUUCUUUAGUUUAUAUUUCUAUGCUGCCUGAAUUUACUGUCCAGUUAUCCAGUACCAUGUCCUCUGAAUUUACUGUCCAGUUAUCCAGUUCUAAGUCCUCCGAAUUUAUUGUUUACUAUUAUCUGAUCCUAUACCUUCAGAAUUUACUAUUGCUGAUGUCAAUUCAUGUUCUAAGAAUUUUACUGUCCUCUAUUUUCUAAACCUUUGCUUUCAAAACUAAUUGAUCCGUUUGUAUCAUUUGCAUAAAGCAGUCACCAGUGCAAGUAUCGUUUCCUCGUUUCUAAUUUACUGCCCUCAGAACUUUCACUCCUCUGGUGUCUAAUACCGUGUACACUCCGGCGACCACAUCGGUUACUGGUAUCUAAAAUAAUUUCUCCAGCUUUCAGCGCUAGUUUCACAUAGCAUUCCAGUUUUCAGGGUAGCUGGAAGAUGCAGCGAGAUUCAGAACUCUUUCUCUUCCAGCCCUCUCAGCGGGGAACUGUGACAGCAUCGAUACAGAUUUGAUGUAUCGUAUUUUAAUCCAAUCCCUCGGUAGGAAUGGGUUGGGAUAUGCUUUCAUUAUAUGUGGUCUCUUCCCCAGUAAAAUGAAAAAAAAGUCUCAUGUAACUUCUAGUAAUGUCGCCCCUCUGGAAGGCGUUCGAGCGAACGUGUGUCUCUCAUAUUUCGCUCUUCUGAGAUAGAAAUCGAGGUUCAAUCUGAUGUUAAUCUCUGCCGUCUUGCAUCUUCAGCAGUGAAACCUGAUUAGCUCCGAUGUGAGUGUCAGAAAAUUGGGGCUGCAGAGUGACUGGCUCUGAGGGCGCCACCUCUCCUACCCUCGGACGGCUUGGAGCUGAUGGCAGUUUUCUUCCGGCUACCAGCUGAGCUGUGCUACCUGCCGCCGCCGCCGCCGCUGCUAACCGGGCUGAGGCGGGCAUCCUGGCUGUGAAGAGGCAGGAGGGACAGGCUGCCGACUCGCUGUCGGGGAGGCGGCCCUGGCGUCGGAUGUUUGCUCUCCCCUCCCUGCCCCUUCCCCCGGCUCUGGGUCCAGGAGAGGAGAUCACGUCGGGAUGUCUUACGCACCGCCAAUAUCCCACCGGGCCAAUCAGAGGCGGGCCCGGAGGCCCACGUGACGGUGCCGGUGUGCGGGCCGCUCCAAUCAAAGGCGAGGAAAUGCCCGAGAAAAAGCCGGCGCGCGCCCGGGCGGCUCAUCAAUAACAAGUUUCCGAGCGCGAGGGGACACACAGAGACAGACACAGAGGCAGAGAGCGCGAGCUCCCAACCGUCAACCGGCUGCGAGAGCGCGAGCGCCCAGCCCAGCCCAGCCCGAGACUCACUGACAACCACAGAGAGCGCGAGAGAGAGGGAGAAGGCUACAGCCGCGGAGGAGCCGUCGCCGCAACCAUCACCGCCGCCGGGCACACAUGUGGCGGUGCUGCUCGCUGCGUCCAGGAUGCGUGAUGUGCCCUGUGUAAGAUGGUGGGGUCGGAGAGCCUGGGAUUGAGCCGAGCUCCCGCGAUCCGCCGCCGCCUGUCGACAUGGUGGAGUCCCACCCGCCAGGCUGGCCACCUCUUCACCCGGACCACCGCGCGGGCUUGCUGCUGGCGAUGCUGACCCUGUCCACGCUCCCCGUCCAGCUGUGUGCUUACCCCACCUCCCUGAGCGACUGUCAGACCCCCACCGGCUGGAACUGCUCGGGUUUUGAUGACCGAGAACACGACUUGUUUCUUUGCGACAUUAAUGCGUGUCAGUUUGGUGGGGAGUGUUUGCGGAUCGGAGAGACGAUAACCUGCGACUGCCAGCUCAAGUGCAGCACUGACUAUGUGCCAGUGUGCGGCUCCAAUGGCUAUACCUACCAGAACGAGUGUUACCUGCGACAGGCUGCGUGCAAACAGCAAAGUGAAAUAAAGGUGCUGGGUGAAGGAUCUUGUCCCAACGAUAUGGGAUCAGGUUCUGGAGAUGGAGGAAACGAAGGUUCUGGAGAAACUAUUCUGAAGAAAACCUCAUCAUGCGAUAUCUGCCAAUUUGGAGCAGAAUGUGACGAAGAUGCAGAAGAUGUUUGGUGUGUGUGCAACAUUGACUGUUCCCGCAUCAGUUUCAACCCUGUAUGUGCUUCUGAUGGUAAAUCCUAUGAUAAUCCUUGUCAGGUUAAAGAGGCAUCUUGCCAGAAUCAGGAAUUCAUUGAAGUCACUCAUUUGGGAAGAUGUCCAGACAAUGCAACCACAGGUACGAAAACUGAAGAUGGGCUUUAUGCAAGGACUGAUUACACAGAAAAAAAUGCCAAUAAAUUAGAAAAACCUGCCCGAGGACUCUUUAUCCCAUGUCCCAAUCACUUGGAUAAUCUUUGUUUACAUGGAAAAUGUGAAUACUUGAUUAAUAAACAGGAACCAUCUUGCAGCUGUGAAACAGGUUUUAAAGGACCACGCUGCGAACAAAAAGAGUUUAAUGUUUUGUAUGUCGUUCCUGGAGCUGGAAAACUUCAGUAUGUCUUAAUAGCAUCCAUCAUUGGAGCUGUGCAGGUGGCCAUCAUUUUGAUUGUAGUUCUUUGCAUAACAAGAAAAUGUCCCCGGGGCAACAGAAUUCAAAGACAGAAGCAAAAUGCAACACAUUACAGUUCCGACAACACAACAAGAGCAUCAACAAGAUUAAUUUAAAAAAAAGCAUGAUUGUACAGCUGCAAAAAUAAUUACACAGUUUGGACUAUUAUCAUACAAAAUGGAACAACACAUGUUGCCUUGCAUUUGUGGUAUACUACACCAAUGAAUACAUAUACUACAGUUAUAUUUGAUUAUGUCUGAAUAUAUUUCAAAUAGUAUAUAGUGUCUUGAUGUGUUUUUCUGUAAUAAAAAUAAAUGGUUAACGAUUUAUAUCACAAUAUUGAUUUAAUUUGCACAUGAAGUACUAUAAAGCUGGACUAAUGGAAAAUAAAUACUUCUGUGAUGUUUCUGAAUUUUUUAAAGAUGAAAAUGUGCUUUGAAUUUUUUUUAAGAAGCAAGUAAUUUGUAUGCUCAGUCAGAUAUUACCUAUGUUAAGUAGAGAAAAUAAGAUUCUAUACUGUUAAUUAAAAAUUAAUUUUGGGAAGCUAUGAGUUAACCAGAGGUUUAUCAUAUUUUUUUUUACUCACUUGUUACGAAGGCCAGUGAGUAUUAAAAAGAUCCAUACAUUUAUAAGGGCAAUGCUAUUUAUCUGAAUUCAGUAGUAUUGUAUACAUGACAGUGUAACACACCAUAACAAAAGGAUCAGUCAACAAGGCUGUCUCAAUUUAAACAGAUAAAUUAUGAUCAGUGUAAUUAGUGAAGUAUCCUAUUUUAUAUUGUGUGUGCUUUUGCACUAGGCUAACUCAAAAUGCACCGUUUACAUAAACAGAAGAACGUACAUUUUACGCAACUUUUACCAAUUGGUUACAGGUCACCCUUUGUCAAAAACAAUGAUUAAAUGUGUUGCAUUGACCAAAGUGGUAGUAACUAGAGGAUCACACAUGUACUUUUUGAUAAUGACAAAGAAUAGUUAGGGCAUUGUUUUGCUCUGUUAUGGAUCCUCAUUUGAAAUAUACAUUUCCAGUGCUAACGUUUCAUAAUAAUAUGACAAAAAUAAAAAUAUUACUUCACAAA